UCGCUUGGAGUAAUAUUCGGGACCAAAAUUCUUCAUAUUCCUGACGAACCCGAAAGCGAGAAGUGACGAUCCGAAAUUUGGUGAUACUCCUGUAGUCAGGCCCCCAGUGGAUGCACCUGAGCUACUUGACGGGGUGCACCUUGCCGAUCUUGCAGACAAUGUCCCAGCUGCCACAGAUGGAAAGAACGAAGAGAACAACGCAGAUUCAGCAGCCAGCAGUGACGCGCCUGGGAGUCUGUUGCAAACCAAACCUCCUAAUAUGCCACCUUCCCUGGAGGAAGAAAUCCCACUAGAGUUCUUCCCCGAUAUACUAAUUGUGAAAGAUGCCGCUGGAGGCAUCAUUCGUUACCACUCGUCACAUCGUGCGCCUGUCGCUGAUGAGUACUCUUCUAUACUUGAUAAGCCAGUCAAAUUCAGACGAGUUCUGCCCUCCCCGACAGCCGAUCCCAAGAAACGAUCCUCUUCCUUGGCGCAAACAUUGCGCACGGCGGAGCUACGCCUCUCUUUAAGCUAUAAUCUGGGAAAGGGGAACCAUUCUGACGUCUAUCUCGUUCCGCUCAGAUUACCCCAUCCACUUUCUGCUCGCACUCCCACUGGAGAAGUUUCUGUUGCUUGCAAACUGGCGCAUGACAGGUCUUCUGAAGCACGGAAGCUUCUUGAGAAUGAAGCGAGGGUAUACGCUUCGCUCCCUAGCCACAUGUUCGAAGAGUGGAAUGGAUAUAAUCUCCUUACGCCUGAACUCAGGAAUCCUGUGCCUGUUGGUCCCGUGGCUCCGAAAUUCUACGGUUACUACAAGGCCAUUUACGACCCAGAGUACUAUGCCGAGGAAGAGAAGGAUCUUGAUGAAGAAUCCAGGAAAAGCAUGAAAGCGUUCAUCAAAGGGCUGAGCCCCAUUCUCUUGAUGGAGAACUGUGGAGAGCAGAUCCAUCCAAAGGAGAUGCCUGAGGAUGAUCGGGACCAAUGCUUGUCCCUUCCACACAGACUGCAUCUUGAGGAUUAUUUACACAACUCUGCUCAUAUUCGUAACAUUGUAGUCCAACCUGGACCACUCACUCUCCCGCCAGAGCAUCGCAGUUUGAAAGACCCUUCGUUCCGCCUGGUUGAUUUUGGUCGCACGAUCGAUUUCUCUCGCUAUCUCGAGCAGCAUGGCAUUGUGAAACCUGGGGAGGGGGAUAUCUGUAAUUGGCAUGAUGUGCAAUACGGAGAGAUCCGGAACCUGCGACGUGAAAUACUAUCCCAGAACCGUCUUUCAGUCAACUUCCGAGUCUACCCACCGAGCCUACCCAAAAUAUGAGCAUCGAAGUCACGGGCACUAGAUUAAUGGAUACAGACAGGCAAUCCGAUCGAAACCAGCAGUGAGUGUGGUCGCUAAAUUGGUGUUGAAGGAGUAGCACCCCUCCGCUGUCCGACGUCAUCAUCACUGUUCCUUUGUCAUGCCCCCCUAGUUACUUCCUUCAGCUCGUCGGUCAGCGCCUUCGAGGCGUUGUGUGUGUGUCUUUGUCCUUACAAAUAAUGGACAUUAUAUUAGUGCACGUGCGGCAGGCAAGACGCCGCCUCCUUUA
This is a messenger RNA of Cantharellus anzutake, 1562 nucleotides long. RefSeq lists its product as uncharacterized. The transcript has 4 exons. NCBI's taxonomy places the organism in Eukaryota, Fungi, Basidiomycota, Agaricomycetes, Cantharellales, Hydnaceae. The record is from RefSeq and is a predicted model, not a curated record. Gene Ontology annotation, molecular function: ATP binding. The coding region runs from base 260 to 1294 and encodes 344 amino acids.